Brassicogethes aeneus is the source of this 2562-nucleotide messenger RNA. Lineage: Eukaryota; Metazoa; Arthropoda; Insecta; Coleoptera; Nitidulidae. The record is from the annotation of a GenBank genome assembly.
CCACACAUAGUGGUGUACGUGCAUACGCGUCGGAGUUCGAAAUAAAUAAUGUUACUAAAAAUAUCGCCAUCAUAUGACUGUAUCGCGCACGUGAUUUUGUGUAUUCAUUCCAUUGUUUCUUGACAACCGCAACACAACGUUAACUAUGAUGUGCUUUGCUCAAUGGAACUUGAUGGUAUGAAAGGCAUGUUAUGGGCCUAUUUAACAAAUUGUUCUCCUACAGCAAAACUAACAAUAAACACCAACCUGUCAGUAUUAACUUUUUGGAGGAGCAUAUCAGGGUCCUGUUAUUUAGGGAGUGCGAAUUUAAAGGAAGAAAAGUUUUAUUUGACACAAAUAAAAAGACAUCAAACAACAAUGGCAACCAUGUCACAUCAAAAGAGCCCUCCAAUCACCUACCACAUAACCAACUUGCAGAAAUGGUAUUUGGUUCGGUAGCAAUGGGUUUCAACAGUUGUUGCUUUAAAAUCCAUUUAAUACAGUCGAAAUCUCAGUUGAUGUUCACUCAGGUCUUUCCUGGCCCUAGACACCGAGAAAAAGUCAGGGAAUCGUUUUCGAGUUCAUCAAGUCAGUGUCUAGAACAAAACAGCGCUGUUUUCGACGAUUCGGCAACCAGUAGCACAAACUCCUCAGCUAGCGAUCAGUUGUCGAAUUAUAGUUGUACUUCCGAGAUUUUCGGAGAUUCUCUGAGUUCCUUAUCGUCCGGCAACGUGUACAAAAAAUGGCUGAGAAGCAACAACUGUCUAAAUUCUGGUUCGUUUGGUUCGUCGAAAGAUGGCGCUUCCACCUCGAGUCACCAUCGCUCCAGCAAACUUGGUUUUGUACUUAUAAUAAACAUCCCACAAGAUAAUGAACAUUACUUUUUGGACUUUUGCAUGGACCACAUAAGUCUCCUGGAGUCCUUAAUGCAUCGUUCUAGAAGAUUAAUAGAAGUUGCUUACACAAAACCACACACCUUUGAACUAUCAAUGGAGGAAGUGUCCAAAAUAAGCAUUAAAGGAAUAUAUAAUCUAGUCUUAAGCCAAAACUUAACGGAAAAAUCUCUGCUCUACUGUGAUAUACGUAGCGUUGCAUUUAAUAGCGCCCCUAGAAAUAGUUUUUUUACGAAGUUAUUACGAAGAAACACGUUGAAUAAAAGCGGUAGUGGAACUUCACCUUACGGGAACUUCAUCAACGAAUUCUGCGAGUUACUUCAUCACACCGACAACAAAAACACAAGCUUCUUUAUUAGCGGCCUUAUAACAGCGGUAUUAUCACACCAUCUGGGCUGGGUGACGUCAUCCAUGGAACUCGACCUUGAAGGUGGCAACAGCGCCAUCUGGAAUCAGCUGAUGAACUUGUACGGCGCGAUAGGCAACCCCAGCAAAAUGUCGCACACGAUAGUGAUGGGGGAUUCACAGGAAAUCGUUGACAGAGUGCUGCGUUGCCUAGCUUACUUUAUUAAAUGCUGUGAUAUUAAGAUAAACGAGGUUUGCAGGGAUAAUGUCGAGGAGGAAAAUCGUUUUGCCGAUGAAAUGUACGAGAAAAUGAAGAAGAAAGUUGAGGCAGUGGAUGUUCAUAGAAGUUUGGAUAAAAUUAACAAUAAUUACUUGAAGAUUGGUGUUUUUUUUAAGACGAAAAAUUCGGGGAGUGAAACAUUCCAGUUUAAUAACGUAACUUUGCAAAAAACCAAGUCAUUUACGAGCAAUUUAUUUAAAGAUAACGAUAGUGACGCCAAUGAUGUUGUUAUCAAAAACAAUGAUAUAGUAAAUGAGAUUAGUGAUGAUGUAGUGUUUACCCUGGGGGAAAAUGAAGAAAAUGUACAUUCCAAAAGCGCCGCUGAUGUGUCCACCAACUCGGAAAGCCCUAAAAAAUCCUGCAGCACUAAUAUGAGAAUAAUAAAAAUGCCUAUGCCUCGGUCAACGAAAAAAUGCAAGGAACUGAGAAAAAACUCCGAUAUUCUUUCGGUGUUUAAAGGUAUUAUACCUGAGUACAUGCCGGAUAUGGUACUACAAGGCACUACAAGUCCAAAACAAGACUUUAUCUACAAGCUAAAAAACGACCUGGCCCUUACCAGUCAACAAACACAAUUCGGAAAAUAUGUGGAAGAAGUUGUGGCCAUCUUAGCGAACACCCAGUCAUGGGAAGUCCACUUGAUGUCCAGCCAUACAUAUGUGAUAGACCCCAAUGCUACUGGCCUUAGGGUUUACAUGUCUCAGUUGAUAUCCAACAUGCUGGAAAGUUUGUUUGUGAUGUGGAAAUUGCAAGUACCCCAUGAAAAUUGCAUUUCACAUCUGGAAAACAAGCUACAAGAAAUAUGCAUAAGAUCAAAAACCUUAGCUCAGCUGUUGCUAAAAGCGCCCAUCUGCAGUUUGGAGUUGUUAAAUUCUACCCUACACCUCGAUGUAAAUGAUGUUCCUCUUCUAAUGGCUAUUGCUUCAAUACAUACUCCUCAAGUUACCCAGAAAUACGGAUUGAGUUUCCAAUAAUGCUUUUUUUAAUUGUAUAUGUAUAAAAUUUAAUAUUUAAGUAAAAUGUUUUUAAAUUCAUCACGGACAUAAUUAAGAAUUGUAUUAAAUAUAA